CCACUUUGACUCGCGCAUAGCACCACAAGUCGAAUCUUUCCGACUCCGCCAAUGCGAGAGCGGAUGGGGGUCAAAAAUUGGGGGACCACACGGCGAGUCACGGUACGGGAAAUCGCGGCAAACGCCCGAGCGGCCGCCAUCCGGUGGUCAAGGAUUAGCAUAGGCCCCGAGGAUAUCCCGACCUACACUGGACCGCCAUGUAGUCUGACAGUACGCUUCUGUCACAGUAGGAGGUUCUUCGAUCCCCCAACGCGUAGAGCCAUCAAGAAAGCCGCAUGAGCCACCAGGAAGCUCAUCAAGCGUGUCUGGAGGGACCGCUAUGGCGAGAGAGCAAGCCCGGCUCAUCCAUCUUCACUCGCUUGUGCCAUGGCCAAGAAGCGUCUGCAAGCUUCAACCAGAACGUCUGCGAUGGUCAUACCGAGCUUUCCAUGUGCCUGACCUUUCGUUACGAUGGAAGCGGCGAAGAUCUGGUCCUUCGAUCAAAGGAAGCCUGGCGUCAGAUUCGACGCUGGCAUCCCGAGUCUGGGAUCGAAUUGAGUACGGGAACAGAAGAGGAGCAGACCAUGACCUUCGUCGACUUUGCGAGCCGCGGCACAGAAGGAGCCAUAGAAGAGGACCAAUGGCUUAAGGAGACGUGGGAGGUCAUUGAAGCGGGCAAUGACCCACGCAUUGCGACCUGGAUAGACGUUGCCACACUCACCUAUCGCCGCAAGCUUCCUACAGCCGGCAAGAGAAGCAAGAUGUAUCUGGUUCUGGCACCGAGGCAGCCAUCGAAACCUGCAAGUCCUACCGAUACAGUCGACGAUCUUGACGUUCAAGAUCACUGCUUCAUCUGGAACGUGUCCCAUGCGGUCACCGAUGGCUUCAGCUUCAACAAUUUCUUCAAUACAUUCCUGGAGCUGGUAGCUGGAGACAAGGCCACAUCCAAUGCUGUGAAUACCGUUGCUAUCGCCGAGCGUUUACCGGGCACUGUUCUGUCCGCUUACGUCAUGAAGUAUCAACCGAAGGAGGCAGAUCGGAGACUUAGCAACGAAGCGGCUGCGGAACAAACAAGACUCUACCAAGCACGAAUGCACGAAUCAGUUGUUUUGCGGCCACGACCGGAUCAGGCGUAUCGGAGACAUCUGACGACCUGCCUGCUGAACCGUCUGUCAGCCAUCGUUUCCGAAAAAGUCAUCCUCAGCCUCAAAAGACUCGCGGUUCCUAUCUCGGUCACUUACAUUGGAGCAGCUAGUCUUAUACUGAGUAUUCGCCGCUUAUUCGGGACAGGCGUAGAAACGGGCGCGCUCCUAGGCCUCACCAGGAACGCACGCAGAUGGGUUCAUACAGAUGGCGCCAUCCGGUCUGGUGAAGAGAGCAAUGCAUUAGAUGCACCCAUACCAAUGGCAACGGAUGUUGUGUACCUUUGGGUACCGUUUGAGGGCCUUGAGUUGGCGAACCCGAGUAGUCCGGUGACCGCAGAGCACCUGGUCGCUUUGUCUUAUCGCAUCAGAAGUGCACUUGAGCCGCAUCUGAGCAGCCCACAUUACAUCUCACAGCAUCACCUCAUGGCUGUUGCAUUCAUAAGGGCUCUUCAGAGCUCUCAGGGCCCGUCGAGAGAGCCGGAAUUUGGUCCACAAGCUCCAGGCUUCUCCCCUGGUGGGGCAUGGUCUAUCAGAGAGCAUUUCCCGGCAUCCCAAGGCAGCAAUGGUAUCCUGCAACGGAAGUUCCUGUAUCAGACUGGUCGGCAAGUGAGCCCUUCUCCUUGGAUAUCCAUGUACGCCGUCAGCGGCAGAAUCUGCUUCCACUUGGGCUUCGACGAGAAGUACUGGACGCGCGAGGACAUGAAGGACCUGCUUCGCUCCACUAGUGACGGCGUUGCUAGCAUUGCAGCUCUUUAAUACGAAGCAUGGAUGCGUGAAGGUGAUGAUCUGAGAGACUCAGGCUGCACAGGGACUUCCCUCAUAGCUCAGCCUCUCUGUAGACUACUCUUUUGGCGUAAUGAUCGAUGUCGCGGUACAUCCGGCCAAAGCUUCGGAGUCUCAAAAGGUAGGACGAUGUUGCUGCCUGGGGUAAGAAGUCCAGGGAGCUUCUUCCGAGAGGCUGUCAUCAAAUGGUAUAGAUCAAGUCGCUCGAUUCCCUGAGGUAGCUAUCAAAGACGCUAGGCAGUCGAAGGUACUCGGUCCAGAGGCAAUAGUGGCAGGCGGGGGGACAAGAUGAGCUUCUCUAGUGCAGAGCAAGCGGAGAGGG
Molecule: messenger RNA, 2229 nt
Organism: Microstroma glucosiphilum
Lineage: Eukaryota; Fungi; Basidiomycota; Exobasidiomycetes; Microstromatales; Microstromataceae
Exons: 2
Coding region: 276-1880 (534 amino acids)
Source: RefSeq, a predicted model, not a curated record